Plasmodium inui San Antonio 1 is the source of this 1689-nucleotide messenger RNA. Its product is annotated as apical membrane antigen 1. The record is from RefSeq and is a predicted model, not a curated record. Bases 1 to 1689 code for a protein of 562 amino acids. The transcript has a single exon. Gene Ontology annotation, cellular component: membrane. NCBI's taxonomy places the organism in Eukaryota, Apicomplexa, Aconoidasida, Haemosporida, Plasmodiidae.
AUGAAUAAAAUAUACUACAUACUAUUUUUAAGCGCCCAGUGCCUUGUGCACAUCGGUAAGUGCGGGCGAAACCAGAAGCCGAGCAGACUGACUCGCAGCGCUAACAAUGUUUUGUUGGAAAAGGAGCCUAUGAUUGAGAGAAGUACACGAAUGAGUAACCCAUGGAAGGCGUUCAUGAAAAAGUACGAUGUCGAAAAAACACACGGUUCUGGGGUUCGAGUUGAUUUAGGGGAAGAUGCAGAAGUGGGAAAUUCCAACUAUAGAAUACCAGCUGGAAAAUGUCCAGUUUUUGGAAAGGGUAUCGUUAUAGAAAAUUCUCAAGUUAGCUUCUUACAACCUGUAGCUACAGGAAAUCAGAAUUUGAAGGAGGGAGGUUUGGCUUUCCCCAACACAACUCACAAUAUUUCCCCUAUGACAAUAGAAAACCUUAGACAAACAUAUAAAGAGAAUCCGGAGUUGAUGAAGCUAGACGAUAUAGCUUUGUGUAGAACCCAUGCAGCUAGCUUUGUCAUGUCAAAUGAUCAAAAUUCGUCUUAUAGACACCCAGCCGUUUAUGACGAACAUUCAAAAACAUGUUACAUGUUGUAUGUAUCAGCACAAGAAAAUGUGGGUCCAAGAUACUGUAGCCCGGAUGAAGAAAAUAAAGAUGCCUUGUUUUGCUUCAAGCCAGAUAAAACUGAAGCUUUUAAACAUCUGGUGUAUUUAAGCAAAAAUGUGUAUAAUGAUUGGAAAGAUAAAUGCCCCCGUAAAAAUUUAGGAAACGCUAAAUUUGGAUUAUGGGUGGAUGGGACCUGUGAAGAAAUCCCAUACGUUAAAGAAGUGGAGGCACAAAAUCUACACGAAUGCAACAGAAUCGUUUUCGAAGGUAGCGCUUCAGAUCAACCAAGUCAGUACGAAGAAGAACUCACCGAUUAUAAAAAAAUACAAGAAGGAUUCAAAAAUAACAAUCAGGACAUGAUAAAAAGUGCCUUUCUUCCAGUGGGUGCAUUCAACUCGGACAAGUUUAAGAGUAAAGGAAGAGGAUUUAACUGGGCCAAUUUCGAUUCUGAAAAUAAGAAGUGUUACCUUUUUAAUACCAAACCCACGUGUCUCAUUAAUGACAAAAAUUUUAUUGCAACCACGGGGUUAUCUCACCCGGAAGAAGUAGACCCUCAGUUUCCGUGCAGCAUAUACCAAGACGAAAUUGAAAGAGAGAUUAAGAAAGAAACAAGGAACAUACAGCUGUACAGUGUUGAGGGGGAACGGAUUGUCAUGCCAAGGAUAUUUAUCUCCAACAAUAAGGAAAGUCUCAAAUGUCCAUGCGAGCCUGAACACAUUACCAACAGUACCUGCAAUUUUUACGUUUGUAAGUGUAUUGAGAAAAGACAAGAAAUUAAGGAAAAUAACGAAGUUGUCAUAAAGGACCAAUAUAAGCAGUUUUACCAACACGGGGAGGACAACUCCAGGAAUAAGAUGAUACUAAUUAUUAUCGCAAUAACUGGAGGUGCCUGCGUGGUCGGAGUGGCCUCCAUGUUUUACUUCAGGAAGAAAGCUAACAAUGAUAAGUAUGACCACAUGGAGCAGGCAGAUGCGUACGGGAAUCCCACCACCAGGAGGGAUCAGAUGCUCGACCCCGAGGCCUCCUUCUGGGGCGAGGACAAGCGGGCCUCCCACACCACGCCUGUGCUGAUGGAGAAGCCUUACUACUAA